Messenger RNA from Penicillium alfredii, 2040 nucleotides. Its product is annotated as Zn(II)2Cys6 transcription factor. Gene Ontology annotation, molecular function: DNA-binding transcription factor activity, RNA polymerase II-specific; DNA binding; zinc ion binding. The transcript is spliced from 2 exons. The record is from RefSeq and is a predicted model, not a curated record. Gene Ontology annotation, biological process: positive regulation of transcription by RNA polymerase II; DNA-templated transcription. Lineage: Eukaryota; Fungi; Ascomycota; Eurotiomycetes; Eurotiales; Aspergillaceae. The coding region runs from base 1 to 2040 and encodes 679 amino acids.
AUGUCGAAUCCACGUCCCUCGAAGCGGCAGCGUAUAUACCGUGCUUGUGACCAAUGCCGCCGACGCAAGUCCAAAUGUGACGGGGAACAACCAGUGUGUUCGAUCUGCCGCGACUCGAAUCGGACUUGCACUUAUCAGAGUGGGGGUGGGCGCCGAGGAUUGCCGUCGGGCUAUGUGAGAAGCCUGGAGGCGACACUUGGGCUUUUCUUGCAGCACAUCCCAACCAGUGAGAGUACAGUGCAUGCCAUCUUACGUGACUCACGUCACGGCAACAGCUUGACAGGUGACUUGGUGGAUCAUUCCGUCGCUACAUGGCGAAGGUCAAAGCUAUCUCGCGAUUUGCCUAAAUUUUUGAAACCUGGUUCCAAGAGCGAUGGCAGUCAGACCACUGUCCAUGACGAGUCCGACUCGGAGUCUAUUGAGAUACGGGACCUACCAAGCAUAGACGCUAGGGAUGGUCCCUCGAACUCUGGAUUUGAUGACGCGAGGCCGGCACAGUACUCUUCAAAUUUGGCUGCUGAUCCAACACAAUGCCUCGAUCUCCCACUCCCCGACAACACGACGGACCUACUGGACUUCUAUUUCACGCAUACGCAUUGCUGGUUUCCCAUUCUGGAGCGACGGGAUCUUUUCCGAGCGAUGCAUAGUGAUUCCCAUCAUUCAAUGAGAGACUCUGCAUCGCGAAUGGUAUUAUGGGCUGUUAUUGCCUACACAUCCGCAAUGAGUCGAGAUCUUAUCCAUUCCAAACUAGUUGACCCGAUGCAAAUCCAACGGUCCAUUCGACAGCGGAUCAUCGCCGAGGAAAAUAAUCAAGACCUUGCUCAUAUUCAAGCACUACUCAUUCUUGUCCUUCUACAUCUUGGUUUGGGGAAUACAAGCCGGGCAUGGGUACUGGUUGGACAGGCCACUAGGAUCCUGGAGAUACUGCCUGUAGCAGCAAGGAAGCACCAUCGGUUUCGGCAUACAUUCCACGGCUGUGUGUUCCUGGAUAACACUAUUUCGGCUCUUUUAAACAGAGUGCCGUGUUUAUCUGCUGAAGAGCAGACUGCACAUGGCCCAGUGGAGGAGGACGAUGUGGAUGAGUGGGAUGUUUGGGCAAUCCCUCAGCUCAGUCGAGCUGAAACGCGCACUCAAAAAAGACCACUUCGAGCCCUUAGCACAUUCAACUCAAUCCAGAGGCUUAUGGAGGAUCUCUGCUCAAUUCUUUACUAUACUCCUCAUGCGGUUCGUGUGCACAGCUUGCUGGCCGAGUUGCAAGAAAAACAGACCUAUCUCCUGGACUCUUACCCUUGUGAUGCUCAAUCCACCAAUCCUCCGCUUAUAACAUUACAUCUGGCGUCGAAUUUCAACACGCUGUCAUUUAUCUGCCGGUUUGCGUCGGUCGCUUCAACUGUCACUGAACUAGCACUCAACAGUCUGCGGCGCACCCUUGAUAUGCUGGAUCUUUAUCUGGAAAUGACAGGGACAAUACUGUCCUCGCCAUUUCUUCGCUGUUUGAUAUUACAAUGCCACCGAUUCCUGGCAGCAAACAGUGCAAGUCUUCCCCAAGACGAAAGCAAUGUACUGGAGAGCCGGCUCUCCACGUACUUGCAAAAGCUGAAAGUCGCCGAUCUGGAGAAUGACACCCGAUUCAAUAUCUUCCCCCCGCAAAUACUCACGAGAAGAACCGAAUAUAUAUCACCGUCUCACCAGCAAACACAAACAAUUCCCGACAGUAGUUUGUUGAAUGGAUCGCCCAGGGAUCUCCGAGGAUCCAUCUACAAUGACAUCUCUACCCGAGGGACAGACCCGCACACCUUCUCAAAUAACCCACCACUGCCAGCUGGAGAUAUUCUAGAGCCUCUCGCUGGCAGUCGUCUAGCUUCAAAUCUGCCAUCUACGGUUCCAGGAGAGGGUGAGAAUUUCGAUGCGUUGUUCGAGGAACUAGUAACCUCGAUGCCGGCUACUCGACAAGAGCCUGUUUUUGCACAGAAUUUGGGGUUCUAUGGCGGGGAUCUCGACACAGACUUUUUGGCGCAACUGCAACAACCUGAGCACUAG